Molecule: messenger RNA, 678 nt
Organism: Salvia hispanica
Lineage: Eukaryota; Viridiplantae; Streptophyta; Magnoliopsida; Lamiales; Lamiaceae
Product: translationally-controlled tumor protein homolog
Cellular component (GO): cytoplasm
Molecular function (GO): calcium ion binding
Source: RefSeq, a predicted model, not a curated record
UAAUUCUCUUUUCUCAUUCUCUUGCUAAAUCUUGAUUCAGGGCUGAAAAUUGUGCAAUCAUGUUGGUCUAUCAAGAUUUACUCACCGGUGAUGAACUCCUCUCUGACUCUUUCCCAUACAAGGAAAUCGAGAAUGGUUGUCUGUGGGAAGUCGAAGGGAAGUGGGUAGUUACUGGAGCAGUUGAUGUUGACAUUGGGGCAAACCCUUCUGCCGAAGGUGGUGGCGAAGAUGAAGGUGUUGAUGACCAAGCUGUGAAAGUGGUCGACAUUGUUGACACAUUCAGACUGCAGGAGCAACCUCCGUUUGACAAGAAGCAAUUCAUUGGGUACAUCAAGAAGUACAUCAAAGCGUUGACCCCUAAGCUCGAUGCAGAGAAGCAAGAAGAGUUCAAAAAGUCCAUUGAGGGUGCAACCAAGUAUCUUGUCUCUAAAAUCAAAGAUCUUCAAUUUUUUGUCGGAGAGAGCAUGCACGAUGAUAGCUCCUUGGUGUUUGCUUACUACAGGGAAGGUGCUACCGAUCCAACAUUUUUGUACUUUGCCCAUGGUUUGAAGGAAAUCAAGUGUUGAGUGUUUCCUAUAGCCAAUAUUUUUAUGUUGUUGUGCUUCUAUAUGUACUCGUUUAGACACCCAAAUUCGUGUGGACUUUAAUAUUAUCAGUAUGGUAUUGCAGUUUUGACAA